Batrachochytrium dendrobatidis JAM81 is the source of this 1485-nucleotide messenger RNA. RefSeq lists its product as uncharacterized. Bases 1 to 1485 code for a protein of 494 amino acids. The record is from RefSeq and is a predicted model, not a curated record. The transcript is spliced from 8 exons. Gene Ontology annotation, molecular function: hydrolase activity, hydrolyzing O-glycosyl compounds. Lineage: Eukaryota; Fungi; Chytridiomycota; Chytridiomycetes; Rhizophydiales.
AUGCAUAUUAGUGUUAUAGCAAAAGUGGUUGGCAGUAUUGCUCUUGCAUCUCAUGGCGUUGUGGCGGUCAGCUCUACAGAUUACACGCAGGUUAUGCCGAUAGCACUGACUCGAUCUUUUGAAGGAUGGGGGACAUCGCUAGGUUGGUGGGCCCAGUUUGCAGGUCGUCUUUCAACCUGUAAGCAUCAGGCGCUUAUGGAUCUGAUAUUUUCUCGUACAAAAUAUCCCAGUCUCGGUCUCAAUAUUAUUCGUUACAAUAUUGGUGGGUCUCCACCCACAGCUGCUGAUGGCACUACACCAGCCGAUCCACUUCUUACGCAGCACAAGGGGGUUGCAGCCUUUCAAACUUCUCCCAAUGUCUGGAACUGGAAUGCAGAUAUGUCUCAACGCCGAAUCGCUAUUCAGGCGCAGCAAAUGGGUGUAAAUAUUGUUGAAGCCUUUUCCAACUCUCCUCCUUGGUGGAUGACGAUUUCUGGAACAUCGCGAGGAAACUACAAUGGAGAAUAUCUUGCGAUUGUGGUCAAGACGCUUCGUGAUAAAGAUGGAAUCAAUAUUACUUCAAUUGAGCCAUUUAAUGAGCCCAAUGUGAUGUGGUGGCAAGCCUCGAGAACUAAUUCUCAACAAGAAGGCUGCACGUAUUUACCUCGUACGCAAGCCUCUUUUAUCCCAAUACUAAGGUCUGCCAUAGACAGCAGUGGACUCACUGGAAAGGUUGGGCUCACUACUGCGGAUGAGUACGCUUACAACUGGUCGCUUUUUAAUUUAAAUGGAGGAACCGGAUAUGGAGAGAGCGCCAAGGCAAACGUACAUGGAUAUGGAUACUCGACUGACCAAUCAUGGAGUCUUACUCGACAACAAUGGCGGGCGGCAGUUCCGAAAAGUGUGACUCGCACUUGGAUGUCGGAAUGUGGAGGUUUCGGACAGACUUCGAGUGGUAUUAUUGGCAUGGCUAGCAACAUUAUCCUUGACAUCAACAUUGCCCGUGUUAAUGCUUGGGUAUUUUGGCAAGUUUUAGAUGACAAUCCCGAUUGGACCUUGGUGCUUCCACGAGCUACAUGUCCUAAAUGCGGUGGUCUUGAUCCGAAUACUUUUGAUCCAGUUCCUAGUAAUGGCUUUUAUGGCUUUAUGCAAUUCAGCAAUCAUAUCCGUCCAGGCAGUGUGAUUCUUUCCUCGUCCCGCUCAAGCGAUCUUGAUCCCUGCAUAAUAUGUGUUGUUGUGUCUUGGAAUCCCGCCAAAUCUGUUCUCACGAUUGUUGCUGUUAAUUCUGAUCCCGCUAUCAACUACAUGCACACAUUUGAUUUAUCAAAAUUAGCUGGCGUGUCUAGCAAUACACCCAUGCUGGCGUAUCGUACAGCUGUUGGUCAAAACGAGCUGCAUAAACAAGUGGCGAAUCCAGUUGGAACAAGCAAAGGGACGUUUAGUUAUUCUCUUCCAUCCAUGAGUAUCACUACGUUCCUGCUGAGCGGCGUUACAGUGAAAUUAUAG